Culex quinquefasciatus (southern house mosquito) is the source of this 1911-nucleotide messenger RNA. RefSeq names its product alpha-taxilin. Gene Ontology annotation, molecular function: syntaxin binding. Lineage: Eukaryota; Metazoa; Arthropoda; Insecta; Diptera; Culicidae. The transcript has 4 exons. The coding region runs from base 192 to 1685 and encodes 497 amino acids. The record is from RefSeq and is a predicted model, not a curated record.
GCAAAACGUCAAACUUGUUUUGUUUAUUUGCUUUGUCAACACAGAACCUUCACGCCACGAAAAAACCGCAAGUAAAAUUAAUUAUUUUCUGUUGUGUCUGACUUCCCGAGAUAGCGAUAUCGAUUAAAUAAGAAGCAAACAGGGCGCGUCGUCUAGUCGUUUAUUCCCGCAGGAAGCUUACACGUGACAGGAUGGAGGUGGCCAACAACGGGGAACGGCAUCCGGCCGAGCUGAAGAAACAGAUGCGCGAGGACAAACAGCGGGAAGCUAAGGUUACGGAGCAGUUGACCAAGCAGCUGAACGGCCUGUCGGUGGAGGAGAAGUUCAACCUGGUGUACAAAAAACUGAUCGAGUCGGAGAAGGAGAACAAACGGCUGGUGCAGCUCCACAAGCAGUACGAGCGCAACAUGGAAGCGAUGAAGAAGGAGCGCGAGAACAUGAUCCUGGAGCACAGCAAGGUGGCGAUGACCAAGUCAAAGCUGGAGUCGUUGUGCCGCGAGCUGCAAAAGCAGAACCGCAUGAUCAAGGACGAGAGUCUGACCAAGAUCAAGGAGGAGGAGGAGAAGCGCAAACAGACGCAGGAAAAGUUCCAAAAGUCGCUGAACGAAAUCCAGGUCGUGAUGAACGAGAACAACGAGAAGAACCAGGCGCUGAAGGAGGACAACAUGGAGAUGGCCAAGAAGUUCAAGUUCAUCCUAGAGCAGUACGAGCUCCGGGACCAGCAGAUGGACAAGGUCAACAAGCAGAUGGACUUGAUGACGCAGCUGAACGACGCCAAGCUGGCCAAGGCGAACAUGGAGACGGCCGCCGAGAAGGAGAAGUUCCUGGCUGAGAAAGAAAUCAUCAUGACCGAGCUGGUGAAGGUGAAGAAGCAGCUGCGGGACCUGCAGCAGGUCGAGGUGCAUCUGCGCGAGCAAGUCAACAUGUACUCGGACAAGUACGGCGAGUUCCAGGACUCGCUCAAGAAGAGCCACAACAUCUUCGUCGGCUACAAGGGCGACAUGGAGAAGAUGUCCAAGAAGAUCAAAAACCUCGAAAAGGAUUCCGGCUCGUGGAAGAGCAAAUGGGAAAAAAGCAACGCCGCCCUGCUGGAUCUCCUGUCGGAGAAGCAAAUCCGCGACGAGCACAUCCACAAAACGGCCCGCCAAAUGUUCCAGCUGCAGAAGCUCUGCCGUCAGCUGCAGAACGAACGGACAGCGUACUUCAGCGCCCUCGAACAGAACAGCAUCGAAAUUCCCGCCGUCGUUGAAGUGCCCUGCAAGCUGCCCGAACCGGAACCGGAGCCGGAAAAGCCCACCAAGAAGGAGGAGGACCGGCUCGAGAUCAUGACCGCCAACUGUUCCGCACUGAAGGCCAACCUGGCCGCCCUCCAGGGACAGCUGAGCGAGAUUCAGUUACAAAACGAGACGGCGGAAGCGACCAAGGAAGAACAACCGGCCGAAAAGACCAACGGACAGUCCAAGAAGGGCAAAAAAGACAAAAAGGGAAAGCAACAAGUGCCUCAGAAGACCAGCUCGGAACAGCCGGAGUCGGAGGUGAAACCGGAAGCGAAUGGAACGGAACCGGAGAAGACGGAAGUGGUCAUCGAAGCCAAAGUUCCGACAGAACAACCCGCUGAAGUCAUCGCUGCAGAGGUUACGGACGUGACGAAAGCGGAACCGACAGCCGAAGCCGUGGCGACGUAGACAAUCAAAGGGGCCGGGGAGGGACCUGGAAGUGGUUGAUACCGCGUGACCAAUAUGUAAUCUGUAUGGAAAUGUGAGCGUUUGAUUCGUUUGUCAGUCUAGGAUUUGUGGGGAUGUUUUAGACGUCCUUGCGGAUACUCUUAGGUUUCUUUUUUCGUUCAUCCAAAAAACAUAUUUAUUGAACUAAAAUUUUUAUUCAUCAAAUAAAUAUUACGCCGACAUCUAA